AUGGCUUCCCAUCUGUCUCCGCCCCCAGGCGCGGGCCCCCAGGAGUAUGACUACAACCCCCUAGUUCCGUUAAAAUACUGGCUGCGGUCGGCCGCCGCACUCAUCAGCCAGGCCUCCAUCUACGAACGAGAAGGACACGACGAAGAAGCCUACCUGCUUCUCUUCCGACACGCGCAACUGGUCCUCGUGAACCUCGCAAAACACCCCGGUGCCAAAGACCCCCAGAAUCAAAAGGGCCUGCUGGAGGCAGAGAAGGAGGUCCAGAAGAAUCUCGCCAAGCUGGAGACGCUGAAACCUCGCAUUAACAAGCGGUAUGAGCGCUACCUCCAGCUGGCGCGUGACCGCAAAGCCCGUGGUUCCUCCCGGGGGAGUGUCACUUCGUCUGACUUCGGGCAAAAAGCUGCCCACGACCCCGGGGUGGUUGCUGAGCCGUUGGAAGCGCGGGAGAAUAAAGAUUUGGCGGUUAAGUUGGCCCGCACGGAGAUCAGCCGGAGAGCGACGGUGCGGAAGGCUGUUCAUGACGCUGGGAUAUCGCCCGAGGAAGAGCGGCGGCGUCGCACGGCGGGGGUUUGGGGCCAGUGGGAGCAUGAGUUGGAGAAGGACGAACGGGAUACGAAUGGGGAUCUGAGUCGGCGGAUUCAGGAUGUGAGGACGCAUAUGGACUCGGCCCCUGCUGACCAGCGCCAAAAUCGGCUGUCCAAAUCGGCCGUCAGGCCACCGGCGACCUCGUCAACUUCAGGAUACAAGUACCCGACGGUUCCUCCUCGCCAGAAGCUUUCAGAUACCUUGCCCCUUUCGCCAACCAACAGACCUCGAGACGACUCAACGGUCCGUCUGGAGGCUCCAUUGCUACCUCCUAAAGACCCACUCAUCCAGCCAGCGCUCUUUGACACGCCGCCACCACCACGACCAGAUAAGGUGUCGUCGACUCCUCCCGCGCCCCCGGCUUCCGCUCCGCCUCUCCCAUCCAAGGUCCAGCCCGCAGAGGAUGGAGAAAGCGCACGCAGUAAACUAGACCCAUCCAGCUUCACCUUCAAGCCCGCUGCAUACCUCGAGAACGGCAGCCCUCUCCGCACAGUCUUCCUCCCCCCAGAGCUGCGCUCCCAAUUCCUAUCGAUAGCCGAGCCCAACACACGGCGCAAUCUGGAAACAUGCGGCGUCCUCUGCGGCACACUAAUCUCCAACGCCCUCUUCAUCUCCCGCCUCAUCAUCCCCGAACAAACCUCCACCUCAGACACCUGCGAGACCCUCAACGAAUCCGCCAUCUUCGACUACUGCGACUCGGAAGACCUAAUGAUGCUCGGUUGGAUCCACACCCACCCCACCCAGACAUGCUUCAUGAGCUCCAGAGACCUGCACACCCACUGCGGCUACCAAGUCAUGCUGCCCGAAAGCUUCGCCAUCGUCUGUGCCCCCAGCAAGAUGCCCGACUGGGGCAUCUUCCGCCUGACUGAUCCGCCGGGCCUGAAAACCGUCCUCAAUUGUACCCAGUCCGGUCUGUUUCAUCCUCAUGCUGAGAGUAAUAUCUACACUGAUGCCCUACGACCGGGCCAUGUCUUCGAGGCUAAAGGGUUGGAUUUCGAGGUCGUGGAUUUACGGCCUAAUGGGUCGCAUUUUUAA
Molecule: messenger RNA, 1620 nt
Organism: Aspergillus campestris IBT 28561
Lineage: Eukaryota; Fungi; Ascomycota; Eurotiomycetes; Eurotiales; Aspergillaceae
Product: putative endosome-associated ubiquitin isopeptidase (AmsH)
Exons: 3
Coding region: 1-1620 (539 amino acids)
Biological process (GO): protein K63-linked deubiquitination
Cellular component (GO): membrane; endosome
Molecular function (GO): K63-linked deubiquitinase activity; metal-dependent deubiquitinase activity; protein binding
Source: RefSeq, a predicted model, not a curated record